Phalacrocorax carbo (great cormorant) is the source of this 3961-nucleotide messenger RNA. The record is from RefSeq and is a predicted model, not a curated record. NCBI's taxonomy places the organism in Eukaryota, Metazoa, Chordata, Aves, Suliformes, Phalacrocoracidae.
CCGGGUGGUGAUAGCUUGCUAGCUUUCCGUUUUCUCUGUGUGACAAGCACGACUUGAUGGCCUUUGGGUUAAAUAGUGCUAGGCUUCCUUAAGCUUUUUUUUUUUUUUUUAAUGUGUUUCCUUUCCUAGACAUAAGGAAAGGCCCUUUCCCCAUGAGGGUGGUCAAGCAGCAGAGCUGGCAGCCCAGCCCCUCUGGGCUGGCGCUAUCCAUGGAGGUGUGAAGGACCUGACGAGAUAAAGCAGCCUGGUCUUUUCCCAUAGCUGACCCCACUUUGACCUCUCGACGUCCUUUCCAACCUGGAUUGGCCUAGGAUACUCUGUAUUUUUUUUCUAGAAAGCUUUAUGUUGGUCUAGUGUAAUUUUGUAACCCUUCUUUACUUUGUUUCCACUAGCAGUGCAGAACCAGAGAUUCAUUUUCCAAGUGCAGAAGCGUGAAUGCUUACUCUACUAUGCAUUAGUCUACAAAACGCCACCUAUUACUGCUCGAUUUCUUCACAAGCUAUUCAGAUCCUAUCUACACUGCUUUCUUCUGGGGCCGAAUUUCACGAUGUUGAGGGGAGUUGCUCACAGUGCAAAAGAUGUAUUUACUUUUCUGUUGGCAAGAUCUCAGUCCUGUAACCCAGGAUUGAAUUUUUCAUCAGCGUGGACUGAAGUAGCAAACGGAAGCUUCCCAAAACAUUCCACUUACACAACUGAUACAACAUCAAGAGAGGAAAAUAAAAAUACCGUUGAGAAUCUCUACAAACUGUCAGUUGACGUUAAGAAAAUACGCAGACUGAAGGAAUGGGUCCUUCUCCAGGAUGUGGCCUAUGUUAAAGAAAUUGCAGGCAUCUUACAGGAAAUGGGAGCAGAUGCGACCGCUGUAGCCAACAUUUUAGAACGCUGCCCAGAGGCAAUUCUGCAGCCCCCUGCAGAGAUAAACUCUCAAAGGGCUCUAUGGCAAUUAGUUUGCCAGAAUGAAAAACUGUUAAUUAAAUUAAUACAGCAAUUUCCAGAGUCUUUUUUUACUACUGAAUAUCAUGAGAACCAGAAGGCAAAUAUACUAUUUUUUCAAGAGUUAGGACUGAAGAAUAAUAUAAUCACCAGGUUCUUGACAAGCGCACCCACUAUUUUCUAUAAUCCUGUUGAGAAAAACAGAAACGUGAUAGAAACAUUACAGAGAAAUUAUUUAAGUUUAGGAGGUUCUGAUGCAAACAUGAAGAUCUGGAUACUGAAGCUAUUGAGCCAAAAUCCAUUUAUUUUAUUAAACACCUCCACCACAAUCCAGGAGAACUUGGAAUUUCUGCAGAAGAAUGAGUUCACUGACCAUGAAGUUCUACAGCUGCUGUCCAAACUUAAAGGUUUCAUUUUUCAACUUACUUCUACGACUAUGCAGAAGAGCAUGCUUUUUUCCAAAAGUGUCUUUAAGUGCAGCGAUCAAGAACUAAAACAUCUCGUGCUGAAAUGCCCAGCCCUUCUCUACUAUUCUGUUCCUGUUUUGGAAGAAAGGCUUGAAGGACUACUGAAGGAAGGAAUUUCUGUAGCGCAGAUUAGAGAGACACCGAUGGUGCUGGAGUUGACAACGCAAAUUGUUCAGUACCGAAUUAAAAAACUCUCUGCUUUGGGAUAUGAUAUCAAGAGUGGAACUCUAGAAAGCUUGAGUGGUACUAAGAAAGAUUUUGAAGUCAAUUAUGGUAAGAUACAAUCAAAGAAGGAGAGACCAAUUUUUAAUCCUGUUGCUCCUAUAAACAUUGAAGAUUGAUUUGAAUGCUGUCCUUUAAAUUACGUAAAAGAAACUUAUCAAGGAGAAAUUAUUGGUUCUUUGAGAAGAGCCAAAACAAGUAAUCUUAACCAGAUUGUAGUCUUACAAUGUAGACUGUAGUCUUACUGUACCUUGUCCUGGAGUGGGUCUUAGCCACAACUUUGUUAUAUAAUUGAGCCUUUCUAAUGCUUUCAAGUAACACCUCAGAACCUGGUUAUGAUAAAGGUUGCCUUUUUUCCCCAGGGAGAACCACGCAUGUUCUUUUGGUUCUGUUACAUUUCCUUAUCUAACAGGGCAUUAACCGCUUUGGAUUUCCAGCUCCGUCACUGCGCAGUCCAGCCUGUGGUAGUGAUUAGCACAAUCUUUAUCUGAGAAAGAUGAAAGGAGGGCUAUUUUUUCCAGCAGUGUUCAUCAGCCCACCGUUUCCCUGACUUUUGGUGCUCCGUUCCUUAUUGCUGCAGUAAGUAGCUGCUCUAACCCCCGGAUCCUGACCUGCAGGCUUGACUUCUUGGAUAGGAGAGCCUAGGCAGAGUGCAGCCUGAGAACAGGGGCAGGACACAGCGAUUUUUAUUUAGUGGCUGCUACAGUGAGGCCCUGGUAUGUUUGUGUACAAACCAUAAUGCAAGGAAACUACAAGAAAACCUCCUUUACAUUUCUGAGACUUCAAAAUUUGCUCCUUCUGCAAAAGGCUUGGGGCAGGAGGAAAUACAGUUAUUACUAUCGUCUAGUUCUCCAUUUCUUCUUUUCUAGCACGGCUCUGGGAGAGAAAAAGGUUACGGAAAGACUCAAGUGAGUCUCAAACAGUUGUAGGAGAAAGGAAAAAGUCAUGCUUUUAUAUUAGGUGUAACAAAACCCUAGUCUGUAAACCACUGGUGAUUAAAAAUGACUACCAGAUUUGCAAACAGCUGCCACCGUUUCUAAAUAUAUGGGUGACAUUGCUUCUCAGAUAUCACCGUAUGGUAAUUGUUGACAAGUGCUGGCUUUCAAAAUAGUAACUAUCUGACAGUGUUUAAGUUCUAUGGGGAUUUUAUUUAUUCUCAUGGAUGGGCACUGUGAAUGAUAAUAUAAAAUAGUAGCGUCACUGACGAUCAUCUUAAUAGAAUUAGGAUCAUCACUGAUUUUAUUUCUCAGACUUUCCUAAGCAACUAUUCCAUACACAUUCCCUCUUGACAGCAGGAGAAAAAACCAGUUACACACCCCCCUCACUCCAGGCCAUCCUUCAAGGUAAUUUUUAACAGACAUUUUGACAGCAAGUCCAGGAUUCUUUUUCUUAAAGAGAAGUUUUAAAUUGCCGAGGAAGCUGGUACAGAAUUCCUGUUUAGAAGGCAGGCUGCAAGAUGAUGAUUUUAUAUAGCCUGUCAUGUUAUCCACUGCAAGCUUGGAAAGAGCUAGAAACAUCUGGUUAGAGCAGUGCCAGGAUCUCAACAGCUGAAGGUCUUAAACUCGCCACCAUGCAGGCGAGCAUGGUCAUGACAGCAAGUUGUGGGGGGUAAACAUUGCUCUUUAGGGGCACGUGUGACAGUGGCGAGAACUCAAGAAGGGGCACAUGUCACCAGCAUGAUAAAAGCCAGGCUGUGCUACUAAGCCAUGUCUUUGCUGACUCUUCAAAGCACAUUACUGUUUAAGAGGAAACUGGGAAGAUAGCCAUAUUAAAAAUUCAGAGGAACUUGCCUGCGUCACUUUCUGACUGUCCUUCAGUGCUCAGCUAUUAAGCAGACCGCAGUAUUAUUUUGAAUUCAAAAGCAUCCUUCCCCUCAGACACAAGGGGGCAUUUCAGCUCUCUGAAGCUAUUCAUAACACAAGCUGUAUUGCCAAACCAGAGCCAAUUGGUGGUUUAGGAUGAAAAGGAAACCAAGAUGCAGCACAGUGUUUUCCCUGAAAGUUUAGUUCCUGCGUUUCUACAGGUAUCUGUUUUUAAAGCUCCUGAGAGCAGCUUAUUCCCACCACUUAGAGUAUUUCCAGUGGCAAUGGACAAAAUGGGAAAGUGACAUUUCCUGAAUUGAGUCACAGCCUGAAUUAUCAAAAGCUCAUUUUCCAUUCUGAAUGUUUCAAUUUCUCCUCCUCCCCUUCCAAAACAGAAGCAUAAGCAAAAAGACUCCUUUUUUUCUCUACCAGCAGACCGAAAUUCAUUCAAUCCUUCAUUCAUAGCUCUACACCUGGGACCCGCUUCUCUCUUCUUCACAGAACUAAUUUUUAAUAAAACCUCCGGGAAGCUCUCAA